Molecule: messenger RNA, 3951 nt
Organism: Henningerozyma blattae CBS 6284
Lineage: Eukaryota; Fungi; Ascomycota; Saccharomycetes; Saccharomycetales; Saccharomycetaceae
Gene: STE20
Product: mitogen-activated protein kinase kinase kinase kinase STE20
Exons: 1
Coding region: 1-3951 (1316 amino acids)
Biological process (GO): protein phosphorylation; regulation of MAPK cascade; intracellular signal transduction
Cellular component (GO): cytoplasm
Molecular function (GO): protein serine/threonine kinase activity; ATP binding
Source: RefSeq, a predicted model, not a curated record
AUGAGUGAUCCGCAGCAUAACGGUACUGAUGACGGUUAUGAUAAAGUACUAGGCCUUCUUGGUGGUGAUCCCAGAGAAGAGCUAGAUAUCCAAAAUGAAAUGGAUGCCAUUAGACACUAUAAUCAAGAUCCGGCAGAUUAUUCGGGUGGAACUAGCCCUGGUGACCAAAAUAUUAAUCUUUCGUUUGAUUUACCUAGAGCUACAGCCAGUUUAAAUGUAAAUGGGUUGAAAGAAACUAAUAUAACUAAUACUAGAGAAGAUACAAACACACUUCCGGAUACACAAGCUACCAUGCUGAAUACAGAUCUAAGUGACUAUAAAUCGAUGGAUCCAAAACAUUCGGUAGAGGAUCUGUCGUUGAAUAUUGAUUUGCAUUUAAAUUCUAAUUCCACCACAAACACGGAUUUAAACACUGAUACAGAUACAGACUUGUUGAAUAAUCACCAACAGAAGAAAAUUGUAAUUACUGGAGCCUCUGCAAAUACAACUCAUCCAAUAAUUUCAAGUACACUUUCAAAUACAAAUUCAAUAUCCAAUUCAAUAAUAAAUAAUAAUAAUGGGAUUUACUUGGAUGACCCAAUCCAAUUUACUAGAAUAUCAUCUACAUCUAUGGUGAAUGAGAGCUCUUCGGUGCCACCGUCUCCUUCAUCAUCUGCUUCUCUUUCAGCAUCAUCUUCCUCUGCUAAUACAGAUACUGAUGACGAAUACCAUCAUCAUACCCAUUCAAAGGAAAAUAAAACGAUAAAGAUUAAUCAUUCUCAUACCACAUCUAUUGAUAAUACUAUUACAAGUAAUAACAUUCAAGCUGAUUCCUCAUAUGCUAACGUGAAAAAGAAAUAUAUUGAUGUUAAAACUCCAAAUAAUAGUAAUAAUAUUUCGAAUUCUUUUAAUACCACUCUAGAUUAUGAUGAUGAGGAGUUAGCAGAUGAUUUCGAUAAUGAGCUUUCUAUGUUAAAUAAUAUCAGUACUGAUAAUUCUGGUAAUGGUAAUAAUUCCAUGGGGCUAUCUUCUUCAUAUUAUCAAGAUAAUACAAAUAUGAAUAAUUUCAGAUCUUCAACUCCUGUAGACCAUAGCACCACAAAUCCUAGUAGUAAUAGUACAAAUAAUAAUAAUAAUGCUACAAAAUUACAUAGUCGUAGUUCUUCUAUGUCAUUAAUUAAAGAAAAAUUAAACAUAACCAAUACAAAUAAUUCUAGUAGCAAUAACAAUAGAUUUUCUCAUUCAAAACAUAGCUCUAUGUCUUCAUCUAUUUCAAAUGUCAAGAUUGAAACUAAUUUCAACAGACAUACCAGAUCUUCGUUAUCAAUUUCGGGCCCAGUUUCCAUAUCAGGCUCUCCUUCGAGGUCUGCGUCUAAUUCAUUUUCUAAAAAUAAUAAUUUUAAUAAUAACAAUAAUAAUUGCAGUACCGGAAGUGGAACUUCAAGAAAUGUUAAUAAUUCUCCUUCUAGAUCUAUGUCAAACUCUUUUUCAAGAAAUAAUAGUAAUAAUAAUUUGAAAAUUUCCACUCCUACACUACAUCAAAGUCCCAAAUUACAAAUUAAUAUAACUUCCGCGUCUAAUAGUAAUAGUAAUAAUAACGAUAUGGGAUCCACUACAACAUCAUCUACAAAUAAUAUUAGAUAUAAUGUGAGUCCGUCAAUGUCUGGUAUGAAAAAUAGUAUAUCAAGUACAAAUACUUUAAAAAAAAUGCCAAAAUCAAAUAGCCCAAAACCUCCACACGUGCCAAGAUCAAAUUCCUCUCCAAGCUAUAAUAUAUCUUCAUCAUCAUCUUCUUCAACUUCUUCAUCACCAUCUACUAAUGGUAGUAAUAAUGGUAAUGUUAAAAGGAAAAGUGGAGGUAAUAGAAUGAAAGGUGUGUUUUCUUCAUUUGUUCAAAAUAUGAAAAGAAAUCCACAACCUGAAAAGAAAAAACAGCCUACUAAUUAUUUAAAUUAUAAAAAUAAUUCUAGUAAUAAUAGUUCGAAUAGUAUAAGUGGUAAUAGUAAUAGAAGUAGUAAUCACAGCAAUAAUAGUAAUAGAAAUAGUCCUAGUAGUUAUUCAAAAACUUCAAUUAAAAUUUCAACUCCAUAUAAUGCAAAGCAUAUUCAUCAUGUUGGUAUUGAUAGAAACACUGGUGAGUAUACAGGUCUACCAGAUGAAUGGGAAAAAUUAUUAACAUCAAGUGGUAUUACAAGGAAAGAACAAAAGGAGAAUAUGCAAGCAGUUAUGGAUAUUGUUAAAUUCUAUCAAGAAGCCACUGAAACAAGCGGAGAGGAUAAAGUUUUCAAGACUUUUAAUGUUAAUAAUUCAAUAUCAACUAUACCUUCCACUCAAUCGUUUAGAACUCCGUCAACUUCAAACAAUAACAAAUUUGAAAAUUAUAAUGAUUCUCCUUCAUUUAGUAUGGGUCAGCAAACCCCUCAAAGCCAUAGUAUGAGAAAUGUAACUCCAAGUUUCAGUGGUAGAAAUUCUCCAAUUGGAAAUAUAACAAUUUCUUCAAGUGAUGUUUCCAGUCAUACUUCUGCUGAAAAAUAUAUUCCAACAAGACCAGCACCAAAACCUCCUACUCAAUCCUCUUCUGCUAAUAAGAUACCUAGACACCCAUUAGCCUCAAAUAAUAGUAGUAAUAAUAAUAUAUCUUCUCAUUCAAAAGGUUCGUCACAAUCUUCUCCCAUAUCAAUGGUUAUUAAAAAUACAUCUCCAAUGCCUAGAGCAUCAACUAUUUCAAGAGCUGCUACUAUAAAAAAGGAAGAACAACCAUUACCUCCUUUACCUACUGAAAGGAAAUCUGAAGAAAAUGAAGAUAAUUUGAUAUCUGAUGCGAAAGUUGAAAAUGUAACACUAGCACCUCCAAGAGUAGAUGAAAAAAAUACUACAAUACCAAUAGAAGUUUCAAAAGUGGAGAUAUCAGAUGAAAAAACUGUACCAGUACAAAACAUUCCACCAAUUCCAAAGACUCAUGCUAUCUCUAAUGAAGAUAUAAUAAGAAAGCCCAAGACCAUUUCUCCAGAACGAAAAAGAGAAGAAAGAGAAAAGAAAAUGAAACAAUUAUAUGCUAAAUUACAUGAAAUAUGUUCCAGUGGAGAUCCAAGUAAAGUUUAUAGAAAUUUAGUGAAAAUUGGUCAAGGUGCAUCUGGUGGUGUUUACACUGCAUAUGAAGUGGGUACUAAUGCAUCAGUUGCAGUUAAACAGAUGAAUUUAGAAAAGCAACCUAAAACAGAAUUAAUUAUUAAUGAAAUUAUUGUUAUGAAAGAAAGUAAACAUAAAAAUAUAGUUAAUUUUAUUGAUUCUUAUUUAUUAAAAGGUGAUUUAUGGGUUGUUAUGGAAUACAUGGAAGGUGGUUCUUUAACAGAUGUUGUUACUCAUUGUAUUUUAACUGAAGGUCAAAUUGGUGCAGUUUGUCGAGAAACUUUAAAUGGGUUAAAAUUUUUGCAUUCUAAAGGUGUGAUUCAUAGAGAUAUUAAAUCAGAUAAUAUUUUAUUAUCUAUGCAAGGUGAUAUUAAAUUAACUGAUUUUGGAUUCUGUGCACAAAUCAAUGAAGUUCAUUUAAAGAGAACAACAAUGGUUGGUACACCAUAUUGGAUGGCACCAGAAGUUGUUUCGAGGAAAGAAUAUGGUCCAAAAGUUGAUAUUUGGUCACUUGGUAUAAUGAUUAUUGAAAUGAUUGAAGGUGAACCUCCAUAUUUAAAUGAAACUCCAUUAAGAGCAUUAUAUUUAAUUGCCACCAACGGUACACCUGAAUUAAAGGAACCUGAAAAACUAAGUUCUAUAUUACACAACUUCUUAGAUGCUUGUUUGAAAGUUGAUCCUGAAGUUAGAGCUACGGCUACGGAAUUAUUAGAAACAGAACUUAUAACUGAAGUAGCAUCCGAAAAUAUAUCUUUGGCCCCAUUAGUUAAAGUAGCAAGAAUGAAAAAAAUUGCAGAAGGUAUUAAUGAAGAAGAUGACGAUGAGGUUAAUGAAGAUGAUUAA